Strongyloides ratti is the source of this 204-nucleotide messenger RNA. RefSeq lists its product as hypothetical. Bases 1 to 204 code for a protein of 67 amino acids. NCBI's taxonomy places the organism in Eukaryota, Metazoa, Nematoda, Chromadorea, Rhabditida, Strongyloididae. The record is from RefSeq and is a predicted model, not a curated record. The transcript is spliced from 2 exons.
AUGUUAAUUUUAAUUUCUGGAAUAUUUAUAACAUUAUUUGGUUGUUAUUGUUUUGCUGUAGUUAUAUUUUCUAAUGAAAAAGUUAAAUUAAAAACUUUUAGUAUUUUGUGUUUUAUUAUACAAAAUGUUAUGUUGAUAACACAUGUUGUUUUAUUAUUUAAACAUCUUUAUCUAAAAUUAAAGGCAACCACAAUUUCAGAUUAA